Molecule: messenger RNA, 1253 nt
Organism: Solanum stenotomum
Lineage: Eukaryota; Viridiplantae; Streptophyta; Magnoliopsida; Solanales; Solanaceae
Product: (+)-neomenthol dehydrogenase-like
Exons: 5
Coding region: 125-1027 (300 amino acids)
Cellular component (GO): membrane
Molecular function (GO): oxidoreductase activity, acting on the CH-OH group of donors, NAD or NADP as acceptor
Source: RefSeq, a predicted model, not a curated record
GUGUCAAUAUAUAAAUAUAUAAACUCUCAAGUCUCACCUGUAUAUACUUUUCUUUAUUUAUUAAUGACACUAGUGUAUAGUUUUUCUUUCUUUUACACAUUAAAACACACAAAAACUUCAUACCAUGGCUGAAGCUCCCAACUUCCUGGCAACUCAACGGAUUGCAGUUGUAAGUGGAGGCAACAAAGGGAUAGGAUUAGAAAUAUGUAGACAACUAGCAUCAAAGGGAAUAUUGGUGAUUUUAACAGCAAGAGAUGAGAAAAAAGGGAAUGAAGCUGUCAUUAAUAUGUUAAAGAUGGAUGGCCACUCUAAUUAUAAUAUCAUUUUUCAUCAACUUGAUGUGACUGACAUUUUUAGUAUUGUAAGACUCAAAGAUUUCAUCAAGGACAGAUUUGGCAAACUUGAUAUCUUGGUGAAUAAUGCGGCAAUUCUUGGAGUGCUUUUGGAUAAAGAUUUUAUUAUAAGCCCACAACAAGACUUAUUCAUUGAGAAAAUGAAGGUAGCCACUCAAACUAUUGAUAUAGCUGAAGAAUGUAUAAAAACAAAUUACUAUGGUGCAAAAUGGAUGAUACAAGAAUUAUUACCUCUACUUCAAUUAUCUGAUUCACCACGUAUUGUCAAUGUCUCCUCCUCUGCUGGAAAGCUCCAAAAAGUACGCAAUGAAUGGGCUAUUGGAGUCUUAAAUGAUUGUGAUAAUCUAACAGAAGACAAAGUGGAUGAGGUUUUGAAUGUUUUUCUCAAAGAUUUUAAAGAGGGUUUGCUAGAAAUAAAAAAUUGGCCAACAACUGUAUCUGCUUAUGUCCUAUCAAAAGCAGCCCUAAAUGGUUACACAAGAGUAUUGGCUAAAAAUUACCCAAAUUUUCUCAUAAACUGUGUUUGUCCAGGUUAUGUGAAAACUGAUAUAUGUUGCAAUUGUGGCACAUUAACUGUUGAAGAGGGUGCUCAAAGUCCUGUUUGGCUUGCUCUUUUACCUCAAGGAAGUCCAUCAGGAAACUACUACAUUAGGAAAGACCUUUCACCUUUCUAAUGAUAUUGAGAAUCUCGCGAUGAUAGCUAUGCUGCUCGGACUUCUAAAAAAAUGUUACUGUAUUCGUGUUAGAUUUUUUUUUUAAAUACAUAGUCUGUAGAGGAUCCGACAUAUCCGAUGACCAUAUUUUCGUAUAGGUUUAUGGACAAAGUUAUGCAGCAACAUAUUAUAAUGUAUAAAUUGUAAACUGUAAUUUGUAAUACAUAAAUUAAAAAUUGUUGGAUUA